Impatiens glandulifera is the source of this 839-nucleotide messenger RNA. RefSeq names its product protein LURP-one-related 15-like. The transcript has 3 exons. Bases 35 to 691 code for a protein of 218 amino acids. The record is from RefSeq and is a predicted model, not a curated record. Lineage: Eukaryota; Viridiplantae; Streptophyta; Magnoliopsida; Ericales; Balsaminaceae.
AGCCAUAAACAUAAUUAUCAUAACCUUAUCUUAGAUGGCCAAGCCUAUUCCAGUGGUCGUGGUCGGACCAGAGUACUGCAUAUCGGACCAUCCAGUGGAGCUGGCGAUUGUGAGAAAGGCCCUUGCUUUGACAAAGGGCAACUUCAAGAUCAACGAUGUCAAUGAUAAUGAGUUGUUCAGAAUGGAAGUCCAGUGGUCUCUUCACGACAGUCGGAUCCUUCGAGAUACUGCAGGAAAUCCCAUUAUCACUAUCCGCAAGAAGAUGAGAACUAUACAUUCAAGAUGGGAAGUGUUCAGAGGAGACAGUCACGACAAGAAUGAUCUUUUGUUCACGGCUGUAACGAGCUCAUGUCUGCAGUUCAAGGUAAAGUUGAAUGUGUUCUUAGCAAAAAACGAGAAAGAAGAAGAUCCUGACUUUAAGUUGAAAGGAUGCUUUUUUAAGGAGUCUUGCAUCAUAUACACUGGACAUGACAAAUCCAAAACCAUUAUUGCCCAGAUGCAGGAGGAUACUGCUGUACCAAGCGUCGUGUUUGAGAAAACUAAUUUCAAGAUCACAGUGAAUCCAAACGUGGAUUACAUGAUGGUAAUUGCAUUGGUUAUUAUUCUCGACAAUAUUGACACUUUUGUUACAAAAACAAUUGAUAGAACUGAUAAAUUUGUUAAUGUUUUAGGGUCACUUGGUGAUUCGUAAUUGCAAUUAUUAUUAUCCUCUACUAUAUUUAACACACUUUUGUUAAGGAUGUAGUUGAUAAAGUUACUUUUAAUGUGAUGUAAUUGUAAUAAAGGGAUUCCAAAUAUAUGGAAUUUUCUUUUAUUAAUAAUAAUUAAAUGGGUGAAAU